Cheilinus undulatus (humphead wrasse) is the source of this 7805-nucleotide messenger RNA. RefSeq names its product Rho GTPase activating protein 32b (gene arhgap32b). The record is from RefSeq and is a predicted model, not a curated record. Gene Ontology annotation, biological process: small GTPase-mediated signal transduction. The transcript has 25 exons. NCBI's taxonomy places the organism in Eukaryota, Metazoa, Chordata, Actinopteri, Labriformes, Labridae. Gene Ontology annotation, molecular function: protein binding; GTPase activator activity; phosphatidylinositol phosphate binding. The coding region runs from base 475 to 6396 and encodes 1973 amino acids. Gene Ontology annotation, cellular component: cell cortex; fibrillar center; Golgi apparatus.
UCCAUUGAGUUACACACGCCGGAGAACCUCCACAAGUUUCGCCUGGAAACAGCGUCCUGUGACUUCAGAGAAAGGAGAAUUUAGUCCGACUUUUAUUUCAAAAGAGGCAGGAGUUUUUCAGGACGAUAUCUGUGUUUAUUUUACACACACAAGAGAAGGGGAGACCCGGUGACUGAACGCUGACUGAGCCUUGCUGUCCCGGGGGAGCCGUUUUUGUUUAGGGUUAACCUCAUUGUGAAUACCACUGGCGCGGUUUUUCCUCAGCCUGGAGAGUUUUUGAGAAAUAUCACCGAAUACUUUCAGCCUGACGUGUUUUCAGAGAGCUGGUUGAAGCUGUGAUGAGGAGGGAAUUAAACAGCGGUGAAGCGCCAGACGGAGACAGCGAAAGCUAAGCUCAUCUCUGCGACCAUCGGUGGUCAACGGCCACAGAUCGACCGUUAAUAUCCAGGCUGUUCGUUGCAGUGAGUCAGUAUCAUGGAGGCAGGCAGCGGGGCUGCCGCAGCGGUGGGGAGUGCAGCGCUAGGACUGCUGGGAGCCGCAGCCACGUCCAGCCAUGACAUCUUGGACAGGGGUCUGAGGUCAGUACGUCAUCUGGAGGACGACGACAUCGUGCCUGAGCUGGCUCACAUCCACCCCCGAGAGAGACCAGACUGGGAGGAGACCAUCAGUGCCAUGGCGAGGAGUGCAGAGAUCCCCGAGCUGAGGACCGAGCCUCUCAUGCGCUCCUGCAGCAGCAGCACGGCCAGCAUGAAGGUCAAGAAUGUCAAGAAACUCUGCUUCACAAAGGGCCACUUCCCAAAGCUGGCAGAGUGUGCUCACUUCCACUACGAAAACGUCGACUUUGGCACAAUCCAGCUCUCCCUCGGGGACGAACAGUGCGAAGUGACGCGGAACGGCUACGAGUCCAAGGAGCUGGUGUACCUGGUUCACAUUUACUGCCAGGGUCGGAGCUGGAUCGUGAAGCGCAGCUAUGAAGAUUUCCGCGUCCUGGACAAACACCUUCACCUCUGCAUCUACGACCGACGUUUCUCCCAGCUGCCUGAGCUGCCUCGAUUGGACAGUCUGACGGAUCAGUCAGAGUCCGUUUCCCAGAUGUUGUUGGCUUACCUCUCCCGGCUCUCAGCCAUUGCUGACAACAAGAUCAACUGUGGACCGGCCCUCACAUGGAUGGAGGUUGACAAUAAGGGGAAUCAUCUGCUCGUCCAUGAAGAGUCGUCCAUCAACGUGCCAGCCAUCGCUGCAGCCCACGUCAUCAAGCGUUACAUCGCCCAGGCUUCAGACGAGCUGUCAUUCGAGGUUGGAGACAUCGUGUCAGUGAUUGACAUGCCCCCUAAAGAAGACACCACGUGGUGGAGAGGCAAACAUGGCUUCCAGGUUGGUUUCUUCCCCAGUGAGUGUGUGGAGCUCAUCAACGAUAAAGUGCCGCAGUCUAUGACCAACACCGUGCCAAAACCAGCCUCCCCCUGCUCUGGCCUGCAGCCCGCUUCUUGGAGUCUCUUCCCUCCCUACUUGGAGAUGGAGAGUGUAAUACAGGACAAUGCAUGGGUGGCCGACCCGCUAAACCACUACAGCAUAAGUUCAGUGUCUAAAAAGCACGGGAAGCUGAUCACCUUCUUACGCUCCUUCAUGAAGUCCCGGCCAACCAAACAGAAGCUGAAGCAGAGAGGCAUCCUCCGGGAGAGGGUGUUCGGCUGCGACCUCGGUGAACACCUCCUCAACUCGGGACACGAUGUGCCCCAGGUCCUCAAAAGCUGCACCGAGUUCAUCGAGAAACAUGGCGUGGUGGACGGCAUCUACCGUCUCUCUGGAAUCGCCUCAAAUAUCCAGAAACUACGACAUGAGUUUGACUCGGAGCAGAUCCCCGACCUGACCAAAGAUGUUUACAUCCAGGACAUCCACUGCGUUGGCUCGCUGUGUAAGCUCUACUUCAGAGAGCUGCCCAACCCCCUGCUCACCUACCAGCUCUAUGAGAAAUUCUCUGAGGCUGUAUCAGCUGCAACGGACGAAGAGCGGCUCAUCAAAAUCCAUGAUGUCAUCCAGCAGCUUCCUCCGCCGCAUUACAGGACCCUGGAGUUCCUCAUGAGGCACCUCUCUCGCCUUGCAGCGUUUAGCUACAUUACCAACAUGCACAGCAAGAACCUGGCCAUCGUCUGGGCACCCAAUCUGCUCAGGUCAAAACAGAUUGAAUCAGCGUGCUUCAGCGGUACAGCAGCCUUCAUGGAAGUCAGGAUCCAGUCUGUGGUGGUGGAGUUUAUCCUGAAUCAUGUGGAUGUCCUCUUCAGCACUAAACUGAGCACUCUGAUACGAGAGGGAGCAGGUCACAACUCACUGUCACGGCCCAAAUCCCUGCUGGUUUCUUCUCCCUCAACCAAACUCCUGAGUCUGGAGGAGGCCCAGGCUCGGACCCAGGCCCAGAUCAACUCUCCAGUCACUGAGGACAGCAAAUACAUCGAGGUGGGAGAGGGUCCGGCUGCCCUGCAGGGCAAGUUCCACACAGUCAUCGAGUUUCCCACUGAAAGGAAGAGACCUCCUAUUAAAUCCAAGAAGUCUCCUGUGGGGAGUUGGCGGUCCUUCUUCAAUCUGGGAAAGUCUUCCUCUAUGUCUAAACGUAAGCUGACCCGAAACCCCAGCGAGCCCAACGAGCUGAAGGCCAUGGCUCUGGCUGGAGGAAGAGGAGACACAGCAACACUAAGAUCAGCUAAAAGUGAAGAGUCUCUGAGUUCACUGCACAAUGUUGAAGGAGAGUCUAAGGUGUAUCGUCCUCGGCGGCCACGCUCCAGCAGCGAUGCCCUCUCUGCGUCCUUUAAUGGUGACCUACUUGACAGCCGGCAGCACUGCAACUCCUACGACAACCUGGACGGCACAGAGGACAGCGACGGAGAUGACGGGCCCAUCUGUGUGCCUGCCCUCAUCUCACCUCCGCGCUCAGCAGGUGAAGAUGUGGACCUCAGCCCGCCCGACAUCGGCAUGGCCUCCCUGGACUUUGACCCCAUGUCUUUCCAGUGCAGCCUGCCUGAUACGUCGUACGCCUUCCCUCUGGAUGACUCUUCGGCCGGGGCGGAGGGCUCCACAUUAAAGAGGAGCCCAGGCAGUAAGACCAGCGGCUCUGACCUUAUCUCUGCCACCUUCAUGAGCAGUCUGACCUCACCCUUACUGUCUUCUGACUUCCACCACGGAGAGAAAACAGAGACCAAGAAACUGACCACUUCUUAUUCUUACACUGAUAAACCCACACAGGCCGUGUCUCCCAUCAAAUGUGCAAAGAGUCUGAUGCCGUUUACCACUUCAGAGCUUUUCAUCACAGAGAAGCCUGACAAAAACACAGCUGCAAGCACUGUCUCUCCUCAGCCGUUAUCUCCUCCUUCAGUAGCCAAGGACUCUCCUCCGCUGAUGGGCAGUGUGCUGCUCAGGGCGGCUGAGCCUUCACUAAGUGAGGCUUUCCAAAUGGAGCUGCAGUCCAAGCUGGCAGCCUUUGACAACACGGACGGUCAAGAGCUGAAGAGAGACGACAGCAUACAGCCGGAGCCAGCUGCCAACAGCCAAGAGCAACAAGGAGUCGUAGCUCCGGACUCUUCAAAGGACCUCACCCCUCGUUUCCUCAGCUCUACGGCUCCCUCUGCUGCCCCUCCUCCUCCUCCCCCUCCUAAAAACGCUGCCCGCAUGUUGGCCCUGGCCCUGGCCGAGUCUGCUCAGCAGGUCUCCGUUCAGCCUCAGUCCUGGCCAUCUGAGCCACCCACACCAGUGUCUCCUCUGCAGACACAGGAGGAGUCUGACCUGCAAGACGGGACACAUCCAAAGGUUCAACAUCUCCACAGUUCCUCAGAGGACGGAGCAGACAGAGGAUGUUCUGUGCCUCCAAACAGCGCUGCUCCAACCACAACCUCAUCAUAUCCCGCCACUUCCAGUCCAACAGCCAAACCGCAGCCUCUCGAGUUAACCAGCACAAUAACCAAACCACCAGACAGUGCCAAGUCCUCCGCAACUCCACCAGCUCCUCAGCCAAACACAGACUCCAGCCCUCCUGACACUCCUCUUUACAAGUGUGCACCACUCCCCACUUCAACCAGUCUGACCUCUCCAACCAGUAAGAGUCCAGAGAGGCAGCACUCUGUACCAGUACAUGUCCCAGUCAACACCAGCUCCUCCAGCAACACUCCAGCUACAACCCCCAGUAGCAGCUGCAAAGACACCGGAGCCUUACCACAACCCACCCCUGAGGUCAAACCAGUUGAGACUGUUCCUCCUCCAGUCCUUCCCAAACCGUCAGAACAGCCUCCACCAAUGAUUAAAAAGCCCAAAAGACAGGCAGUGUCCCUGCCUCAGCAUCAGAAUCAGACUCAGCUUCAGAGCCAGGCUCAGAUCCAGCCUCAUUUCCAAACACAGACUCAUCCUCCGUCACAGCCUCAGACACCAGUCCAACCCCAAACCCAACCUCAGCCCCCCUCAAAGGCUAGCGCCAGAGUGGCCCCCACCUCAGCUGAGCCCGUGGAGAAGCCCUGGGAGGCCAUAAAGCCGGUUCAGCCCUGCACAGAGCCUGCUAAGUAUGGACCUCCAACUCCUCCUGUCCGCACCAUUGAGAGCAAACUGGCUACAGCAGCUCUCAGCAGCCAAAGUGAAGCCUCCUACCAUGUCCUCGCUGAGGGCCCUGCUCCUGGACAUCAUGAAGAAGCUCUGCCUCAUCAUCCUCUGUCUCCUCGUAAAUCUUCCACCCACCAGCCGGCCUACCUGUACCAUGCUAAAGCAGAACCAGUCUUGAUCGAGCCUCCAGGAGCUGCAUACUACCACCAGAGGCCUGUUCCUUUAGGACCACAGUCCCUGCCGCACCACUACAGACCUGACAGUGUCCCCCCACACCUCUCCUUUGUGUCUAAAUCUGAGCCCCAAAUCCCCUACAGCGCCCGACUGGACAACAGAUACAGCACUUUAGGCCCCAGGUCGUACCACCACUCCAUCAAGUCCAGAGGAAAUCCUCGCGGUGUUUAUGUGUCUCCGGGGCCUGGACAUCAGGGUUACAGCCACGACAGAACACAUGGCUACCCAACCAUCCGUAGAGUGCACUCACUCCACGUCCCCUCCACCAUCCGCUCUGUGCCCAUCCAGAGGACUGAAGUCCCUCCUGACGAUGACUUGUUCUUCUACCACCGACCCGUCUACCCCUGCAAAGCCUACCAGCAGCCCCCACAGCAGCAGUCCUCACAGGCAGACUACCACGUCACCCAGCUUCAGCCUUACUUUGAGAAUGGGCGGGUUCAGUACCGCUACAGCCCGUACUCUGGAUCAGGCCCCUUGGAGGCGCCUUACUAUGACAUUGAUCCGUAUGGCACCAUCCGAGUCCGCCACAUCCACUCCUACAGAGAUCCAGGAGCUAAUGCUGGCCGACAGGGUGGGAAGGCGACUGGGUACCACUACCUCGCUCGCCACGUUCUGCCUCCUGGGAAGGAGCACAGCUUUGUUAGCAGAGACAUGCCGCCUGGACACAUGAGCAAGGAGGCUCCAGCAUACCUCUCCUGGGAUCCUGAGGAGGCAGAGAGGCUCCGCUUUCACUCCAUCCGCAGAGAGAGUCGAGCCCGACAGAAGAUCAAAGGCCCCGUCCUCUCUCAGUAUGACAAUGUGGGCCUGUUCGCACCAGCAGAUAUAUCAGGAUAUGAGACGCUGCACCUGCGCAGCAAGUCUGACCCGGGUAAAGCUGCGCUGGCAGCAGCUGAGAGUAAAGAUGGCCGCUACCUCCCCAGACACAUGACGCAAGACCCCGAUGUCCUCCUGUACAUGGAGACUGACAAACAUGUGCAGGGAGACAAGUCAGAUGGCAAGCAAAGCACUUCCAAGAAAUGUCAAUCCUCCCACUCCCUCCCUUCAACUCUGAGCCAUGGUCUCUCUCACCAGCAGGAGAGCAGCCGACAUGACGCCAAGACUGCAGACGACAAGCAGGGCACAGACAGCAGCAGGUCCAAACACUGGCAGCAGGAGUACCCCAGUAAGAGGAGCUACACACCGCGAUACGAGUGUCCUGAUUCUGACCACAAAGGAAAGAGUGGAUACCACAGUACAGACGAGCAGCUGUCCGCCCCCAGAGAACAAGCGGCCCGCUCAAAACCCGAGAGAUCCCACAGCGUCAGAGAGCCGCACUACAGCAAACCUGAGCCAGACAGAGACUACUCCUACCAGAAACACAACAGCAAAACGGCUCAGUCCCACUAUGAUAACCUGGACGAUUAUCACCCAGUACCUCAGCCUCAGGGCACGCUUCACAAACGAGGAAGCUCGGGGUCGUAUCCGGCCCCUGGGUUCUCAGUGAAUCACAACAACAGAGCGUACUCCACGGCACUGGGCCAGGGGGCUUACAUCCAGACUGACCUGGCUCUGCCCCGGCCAGAGACAGAGAUCCGUACUGAAUGAAGCAUUUAACGUGUGAAACAAACUGUAUAGAAAAAGACUGAUGAGCGUCGGUCAAGCAGCCUCUGCAGGACAGCGGACUGUCGCAGCACCACUAUUUUUGCUCCUCUGUAUUUUUAAUGAAUUGUAAAGAAAAUUGUCUGACUUUUUACAGAAAGUCCUGAAUGUACCUGAAGUUAUUGUCCAAGAAGUCAUAUUGUUGUGAUCGAUUGAGACAUUAGCCAGUCAUAAAUGUAUAUGAUAUGAAGACAUAAGGUACAUAUAACAGGAAAUGUAAAAUAUAUAUACUGAAUAUAUAUAUAUAUAUAUAUGAAUAGAACCAAUAGAAAAAAGGGAUUUUUAGUUGUUUUUUAGGUGUGGGGCUGGGUACAAACAGGGAUUAAUGUUUGCAUUUUAGAAAUGCAUGCACUCGCUAUCUCUUACAGAACAGUUCUGUGUACUUCACCAUCCAUUACGUUCUUUCUGGAUGUUACAGCACAAGUUAAAGGCAGGUGAUCCAUGAAGGUUAUUGAGCCCUCUCUGCUUUAAUGUGCACAAGAAGCGGUACGAGCGUCCGUGUUUGUCUGCAAGAAUCUGACUGGGUGUGAGGUUUGUAAGGAGCUGGGAUGAGAUAUUUGGUUAAUUUAGUGUUUUUUCAUUGUCUUAUUUUUUGUGACUGUGCCAUUUUUAUGUAUCUUUGCUAUAAACACAUUUCAAUGACUCUAAUGGGAUGUUUUGGUACUUGUUUGUUAGGGACCAAAUGACUCGGCGCAGUUGUUGCACAUAACGGGAUAAAGAGGGGAAGAUGGAUGAAUGCCUGUUGUAGACGUGUAAAAGGUUGUUUUUUUUUUUUGUUUUUUUUUUUUAAAUUUUUUCAUCACAUUCACGGUACGUUCAUGAACUGGACUGACUGAAUAAAGCUGAAAACAUUCUCCUCUUAAACGACCUGGUGAAGAAAGUUUUGAAGCUGCUUUGGGGAUGAGCCUUAAAUUUUAUCCUUACAGACCACAUUUGUUUACUGUCAUCGUCAUGAUGCACAAACAUUAAGAUAUCUAGAUUUAAGACCACUUCAGAUAAUUAUUGACAGUUCAGGGUUGAGGGAGACUAACGGGGCUAUUUUAUAUCUCCUGGCUUGUUCUGAACAAUAAGGGAGGGUUUUUGUUCAUCUGGUUUGAAAUCGAUGUAUAGUACAUCCAUCUGGUAUUAUACUACCCCCUUGGGAUCAGCUUAAUGUAUGGAUAACUAUGUUUCAAAUCUGUCUAAAUCCAGGUUGUUCUCUGUAACUGUUGACUUCUAUAUCGCUUGCAGGUUUCGCUCCUCUUGCCUUAUCUAAAGCCUCUUCCUUUUCAGACGGGGCGACCAUUUAAGGCACCGUGUACUUGAAUGUGAAAACACUCUUGUCUCAAUCUAGAGGUAUCUAAAGUUAGAUAUGA